UGCAACUUCACAACCAAGCCUAUUUUCCAGUUUAUUUCAUUAGCUUUUAUUUAACAGGACAUUAACAUCUGCCUAAAAAAUGGAGAAAUUGGUCACCAUGAUGAUGACCAACAAACGUGAGUCGCGCUUUACGGUAACCGAUAGCAUGGCCAAGUUGGCGUUGUCGCGAUUGGAUUCGAUUUGCAGUGCGGAAAGCAACGAGAGGACAAUCAUCAAGAUCCUGCUGUCAAUUGAGGAAAAGUUUCGUAUUUAUUUCGAGUCCAAUCAGAAGGAGCUGGAGCUGCAGAGGAUUGCUGCCCAGACGUUGUGGCACUUGGUCCAGCGCUAUCUGCUCGCCGUGCAAGUGGACACCAGUUGCAUGUGCCCGAAGAUCUACGAGAUUGAGACGGAGGAGGCGAUCAGUACCAAAUAUUAUAUGCACUACCAGGUAAUUGUGGGCUCCAACAAAAGCCAGCAUGUGGGCAUCCAUGCCCUGCGGCCCUUUGUCCUGGCCUUUCGCCGUGCCUGCGACAAUCUGGACAUGGAGGACGAGACGCCUUUUGUCAUGGGCGAUGCCUUCCAUAAACCAAUUAAAUUCUUUAUCGACUUUGUGGACGAGAUCUUUAACUACUUCUACAGUGGACACUUGCAGCUGGAGUGUGCUGCCCGCCUGCUGGAUCCCGGCAAUCUGAAGAGCCUGGAGUAUUAUCAGGAGCUACUGGCCCCCAACGAGGACUUUAAUGAGUACUUUCUGCACAAUCUUAGCUACUGCAAGUGCCUGGGGCAGCCGCUCAAGUGCGCCUCCUUCCGGGAUCAUUUCAAAAAGGAGAAGAAGGACAUGUUUGAGGCCAGUAGGGAGAAGGCCAAGCUGUCGCGUUGCGCUAGGCGCGUAGAAAAGAUGUCAAAGCCAAAGUCCGAACCGCCAGCCGUGAAGCGUCGAAUCUCGCUUUUCAACUCUCCAAGAGAGCUGAGCGUUCGGGAAUCGCUCAACUCGCUGUAUCAAAGGCACGUUUCGCUGCAGCAUCAUCGAAGCCUAAAAUUCCUGUUGGGCAACGUUAUGAGCGUUCAGCACAUUCAUUAAUCCGAUCCACUCGAAAUUUCUGUUUAAUUCAAUUAAAUACACAAAGUGCAUCUGCUGAUGGUCCUUGAGCACUCGUAUAAACUGGA
This is a messenger RNA of Drosophila kikkawai, 1146 nucleotides long. RefSeq lists its product as uncharacterized. Lineage: Eukaryota; Metazoa; Arthropoda; Insecta; Diptera; Drosophilidae. The record is from RefSeq and is a predicted model, not a curated record.